AUGAAACGCUCUUGCGAAGCCAAACAUGGGCCGCAAAAGGAGGUGGAGGAAGCCUUCCGGGACAACCCCCUGCCUCCGGAAGGUGAAUUUUUUAUUUGUGAAAGGAGGGCUGGCGACAGGGAACAGCGUGCGGUGCGUGAGAGACGGUUGGCACGCACCGGCUCGUUGAAUCCCCACUGCUGCCGUUUUGGUUGGGGCAAAGGAUGCGGCCGCAGAGAAGGUGCGCCCCGCCCCGCGGCGGCCGCCCAGCGGGGAUACCAGUUGUCGAUCUCCGAUGUUCAGCAUGCGGCUUUGAGCGUGGCGCCAGGUGUGGGUCCAGUUGCCACUGCAUGUCCCGCGACGAGCAGCCAACCCACACGGCGCGACGUGGCGGGCCGGAACCCACUCAUUAGGUCAGAUCUGCGAGCGCUUGUGGGAGGAGCACGGGGCGCUGCGGCGCUUGCUGUGCGUGGCGGAAGCAUAUGCCUCACGCUCCACCGCUGCGGCUCCCACCCGCUGUGGGCUGGGGCUCGUUUUCGCAGCUCCAAGUGGCAGCAAAGAGACUUUUUUACGAUGUUGACUGGCGCACCGCCAGGGAACCAAUUCGGGACAAUUGACGGAAGGGAGAAAGACUGA
Messenger RNA from Trypanosoma rangeli, 615 nucleotides. RefSeq lists its product as uncharacterized. Lineage: Eukaryota; Euglenozoa; Kinetoplastea; Trypanosomatida; Trypanosomatidae. The record is from RefSeq and is a predicted model, not a curated record. The coding region runs from base 1 to 615 and encodes 204 amino acids. The transcript has a single exon.